Messenger RNA from Orcinus orca (killer whale), 742 nucleotides. RefSeq names its product transmembrane 4 L six family member 20 (gene TM4SF20). Lineage: Eukaryota; Metazoa; Chordata; Mammalia; Artiodactyla; Delphinidae. Gene Ontology annotation, cellular component: membrane. The coding region runs from base 50 to 742 and encodes 230 amino acids. The record is from RefSeq and is a predicted model, not a curated record. The transcript has 4 exons.
ACAAAAACAGCCACCCUGACAGGGUUUCUCCUCAAACCAGGGGGUGACCAUGACCUGCUGUGAAGGAUGGACAGCCUGCAAUGGAUUCAGCCUGCUGCUUCUACUUCUGUUGGGAGUAACUCUCAAUGCAAUACCUCUAAUUGUCAACUUAGUGGAGGAAGACCAAACUUUUAAAAACCCCAUCUCUUGCUUUGAAUGGUUGUUCCCUGGGAUUAUUGGAGCAGGUCUGAUGGUCAUUCCAGCAACAACGAUGUCCUUAGCAGCGAGGAAAAGAGCAUGCUGCAAUAACAAAACCGGGAUGUUUCUUUCAUCACUUCUGAACGUGAUCACAGUCACUGGAGCUGCAUACUGCCUGACGGUGUCCAUCCAGGCUAUCGCGGAGGGCCCUCUCAUUUGUAACUCUCAAGGCAACAGAACUUCCAGUUGUGAAUUGUCAUUUGAAAACUUAACUGCCAUUCAUCCAGAAUCCUUCAAUCUGCAGUGGUUCUUUGACGACUCUUGUGUUUCUCCUACGGAUUUCAAUAAUCCCUCCAACAACAACACAACAGCCAGUAACUGGAGAACAUACAGCUUACACUUCAAUUCUAUGGAAAACAAGCAUAGGAUUAUCCAUUUCUCAGUAUUUUUAGGUCUACUGCUUGUGGGCAUUCUUGAGACCCUGUUUGGGCUCAGUCAGAUACUCAUCGGCUUCCUUGGCUGUCUGUGUGGAGGAGUCUCUAAGCGAAGAAACCGAAUUGUGUAG